AGUCCUUCUCUCAAGAACGGGAAGCGGACGAGGCAAUGGGGCAAAAAAAAAAGAGAAUUAUUUUGAGCUGUGUUUCAGUGUUAAUUGUUUCUGAAAAUAUACGUAUGUAUUCUAACGUGUUUUUUUCCUACAGCCUUGAAGCGUUCUUCGUUUUCACGUCGGGAAAGAGAGUUUAGGGCGCUUCACGCUCGCGCUGUUGAUGACCGUGGUGCGUUCAGGGUUCACAGGGGACAGCGGGUUCAUAGACAACACCGGUCAGCCGUGACAAAUAUCUAACUUUGCUCAAUCUGUGUAUUUCCACUUUGAAUUUACUUUGACCCCUUUUCUUGUUUCUGUCAACCAGCACUUUAUUCUUUAUCUGCUCACAUGUGAGCACGCUAAAUUCAAUAAAAGGAGCCUAUCCCACUUUUGUUUUUUUCUAUUAGCUCUGGUCCAAUUCUUCCCAGGCGCAAUGUGCAUUGCAGUGUUGACAGUUGUGGUGUCAGUGAUUUGGUGGAUGUUUUUAAUGGAGAUACUUUCGUGUGUUGCGUUCUAACAACCUGCAAAGGGUUCAUUAAUGCAUGGCCAUCCUCAAAGGCGUGAGCAAAUGGUUUUUAUUAUGAGUAUUAGUGUUUUUGCAACUUCAUCCAUGAUGGAUGAGCUUAUUGUUAAUGUUAUGCUGUUGUAUUUUUUUUUUUUUUUAGUGUGGUCUUCUGGAUGAGAACAAUUUGCUCUGUGUGGGAUCAUAAAGUUUUCAUUAGCCUCGUAGAUGAUCAGCUUCUAGUGCUUCAUCCAGAACAACUCCUGGCUGGACCUGAUUAUUUUGUUAUUGGUUGAUGCGUCAAUUUAAAUGUUUUGGGAAUUGUUUUAUUUGCACUGGGGCUCUGAUCUGAUACCCUGCUGGAGAGAUGCUGUGUAAUGCGGGACUUUGAGUUACGUCAAAAGCAGAUCAAUUUAAAGCCCUCCUGCUGGUCAAGGCGCAUCGCAGGCCAAAGCUUUGAACGCUGGUUGAUGGUUGCUGUUGAUCUGCCGCCGCAGCUUAAGAUGUGUUUUUUUUGGGGGGAUGGACAGUUUUCGCAAAUACAAAUGUAGGCAUUCAGUGCAAAACUCACCGGCUGCAUCCCGUGACAUUUUACACGUACAAUGUGAUUACAGCAGUGAGCAGCCAGUUCCCAUUGGAUGCGUUGAGCACUCGUUGUUACGUUCCACACUGUUGCUUAAACCACAUGAGGAAAUUGACCUGGCUCGUACUGGCGGUUCAGAUUGUAACGCGUAUUGGAUUCACAAAUUGGCUAAGCAACAAGAAAAAAGGGAGCAGAUCAAAUAGUUGUUUUCUUUUUUUUGUUGCCCUAAAUAACUAAAUCCCCGGCUAUUUGUGGUCCAUGUUGGCAGACACGGUUCCAUUUGUUUUUGUUUAUAGCAGCUGGUCUACGAGGCGCUGUUCCUUUCAACUGCUAAACUAAGUGUAAUCCAUUAAAUUCCAAAUGUUUAAAAAAAAAAGUUUAAUUAUGAUCUAUUGGACGAUUCUAUUUUCAUUGAUGAAAACAAUCUUGUUUCUCGUAGUUUUAAUGAUGUUUCACAACGGGUCAAAAUUCCCUCUCCAUUCAUGCUGUUUUUUUGCUGUUUACAUUUUUACACACUUUAUAUGCUAAUUCAACUCUGACCAAAACUACUUUUUACGAGAUUACAUCAUAGUAACGUUACUUUAGACCACCACACACACACACACACACACACGUACACACACGCACACACACACACACAACGCAUCUGUGAUUUAUUACUUUCAUUUUCUGCUCUCCAACUAUGUCAUCUGUUCUGAACCGAGCUCUCUGCUCGGUUGAGAGGAAGAAAACAACAAGAAUGGGUCAUGUGCAUUAUUUCCAUGGCUGCGCGUCCUUACGAGCCGUGAGCGAUGCAGAAGUGUAAACGGCUGAACUUUUGUCAAACGUCCCGUUUCUAUUUAUUCCCAUCGUUCCGUUUCCUUCUCGAAGUCGUGUUCGCCGGACCUCCUCAUUUUGCUACCGAAGCGUAGACAGGCGGCGCCGUGGAGGGACCAAGUACACGGGUCCAAUCCCGGCCGAGCGAGGCGGCGAGCUGGCCAUGGGAGGAGGUCGCAGUGAGACCUCGGCGCUGAGCGAGACCGCGGGGGGGCGGGGCAUGACCACUACGCAGAACUCCCAACGGCCCAAUGCCUGCUGCUUCUGCUGGUGCUGCUGUUGCAGCUGCUCGUGGAAUGAAGAGGAGAGGCGGAGGCGGAGGAAGAGAAUAUCGCAGGACACCAAGAUGGAAACCAGACAGAACUGUGAAUCUUGCCCCAGACCGUCUGCGGAAGAGAUCCGCCUGUGGUCUCAGUCUUUCGACAAGCUGAUGAGGAACCCCGCGGGUCGGAAUGUUUUCCGAGAGUUCCUGCGGACGGAGUACAGCGAGGAGAACAUGCUGUUCUGGCUGGCCUGCGAAGACCUCAAACAAGAAAUCAACAAGAGCGCCAUUGAGGAGAAAGCGCUCUCCAUCUACGAGGACUACAUCUCCAUACUGUCGCCCAAAGAGGUGAGUCUGGACGCCCGGGUCCGAGAGGUGAUCAACAAGAAGAUGCAGAACCCGACAACUCAGUCGUUUGAAGACGCCCAGCUACAGAUCUACACGUUGAUGCACAGGGACUCCUACCCUCGAUUCCUCUCCUCCAGCAUCUACAGGUCGCUCCUUCACGGCGGCUCGCGCACCUCCUCCGAAUCCUAGUCGCGCACACUGCCGACCGCCCGGUCCGGCCUCUUCUGACACUGCAGUUACAGGACUGACGCCACGACCAUUUCAUUGCACAGAGCUUUCCAAGGAAGACCAGGCAACCGCUCGCCUUGUCGGUUUGCUUCUGAGAGCCUCCAGAUUUACUGCCGAGAAAGCCUCAACUUUUAGUAUCGUUUCCAAGACUCUUAAGGUUUGUCUCCAGUUGACUCCUCUCUAGUUUCUUCCAUUCUUUUCCCCUAGUAAACCGUAAUAUAAAUAUAGGUGGCAGGUAAUAGGUAAGCUGCCAGCAUACAUUGGAUGGAUGGAUUUGUACUUAUUUGCCCCUCAGUUGGCGGAUUAAGAGGCGGCCGUCGCUGAAAUCCGCUCGCGUUUCUUUUUGAAUCCUACAGGUCAAGUCUCUCAAGUCAAAAGGAAAAAGAUUGAUGCCCUCACAUAUUCCUUUUAUCCCUUUUUUAAAUUGUUCUCCCUUUCAACUGGAAAACACCAGUCGCUCCCUCCAUCCCCUGCUACAAACCACGAACGAAGGAUUUAUUUUCUUUUAUUAGUCGACUCAUUUCCGUCAGUCACCAGUCAUUUCACCCCUGUGAUAAACGGAUGGAUGUCACUUCCUUCCGACUACUGAUUUACAAACAGACAAGACGUCUAUUUUUUAAGAGAAAACUAUAUGGAACAUUUUAGCUGUGAUGAUUAUUGUUGGUUUUUGUUCAUUUGGUUUAUUCCAGCCCCUUCCUGCAAGAGACCGUACCGACGCGACACCAAGGACACCACAGACCACUGGGGCAAUAAACACUGGAAAACAUUCACUUGCACACACCCACACAAUUUGUGUUACUAUACGAUUGGUUAAAUGGUUAAAAAUAUGAGAAAAAAAAGUUGUGAGAGUCCAGGAGAUCCCAAAGGGAUUCGCAGGGAAGAGGUUGGGACGGGGGCGAGGGGUCGCCAAAGGUCAGGAGGGACCACAGAAGAUGAAAUGGUCUCUCUGCAACAAAGAUCAAGCUUUAAAAGUAAUAGUUGUCCUAGUAAGUAUAGUAAUACAAAUCUACACUCACACUCACCGGGGUGGCCUACCUGGGCACUGCUGCUGACCUCUGCCUCUGUGACCUCUCACCUUUGACCUCACCACUGUCUGUCACCCACUCAGAAGCCUGCUCCUGAUUGGCUCCAGGAGGUUGUUAACUGUGAUCGUUCAAUUCAGGAAGGGGGGGGUUGGGAAGAAAUCCCGGGUUCAAAAAUAUAUAAAUAUAUCCAUGAAAAACAAUUUAUAAUUAUAUGUAAAAAAUAUGUUAUGUGACGCUUACACCCAGUGCUUUGUUGGAAAUGUAGUUUGAAGAAAACACAAGGUUGUAGUUGUCUGCGGAACAACUGAUUUCAAGAAGAGGUCCUCAGAAUGCAUUCAUCUUAGUAUCGUUAUGUUAUUUAUUUUAUAUUUUGUUAAAACUGUGAUUUUAAUUGUGUAGAUCUACAGAAAGUCUUGAACAUCCGAUGAGAAGCAGCGUUGUUUGCUCAGUGUUUGUGAAUCGGUGUAUUUAUUUCAGUAACAGUAUGAGUUGUCAUGCUGAAGUCUCUUUGCCACCCUCUUCUUUCAUAUGAUAAAUGAGUUAUAAAAUAUUUUAGACUAAUAAUGUUGUCUGACUACUCCGGUCUGGUUUUUACAGCCCAAUUGCAAUUGUGUUUUUGAGUAAGAUCGGUAAAAGAUCGGAUAAAGAUAUAUUCAGCAAAUAGGUUUUAUUUGUCUGUUUGUUUUUAAAAUGCAGUAAAUGUGCAACAUCUUAACUUGCAUCCUUUUUAAAUAGACGAGGGUUCUAAACAACCGUUCGUCGUCCGAAGUGAAGCUGCAGUUUGACUCGGUGUGACCUGAAAGUGAACAUGAACUGAGCAGAAACAGUUCUAGCUGUUCACUCUGUGUGUUGACCCUCAGUUCCUAAAGGAAACCCACACACACACACAUACACCCACACCCAACCUUUGAAACAGUCCAUUUGUAGUGUGUGUGUGUGUGUGGCCGUCUGGUCUUUUUCCACAGUUCACUGUAACUUGAUAUGUUUUUGUUUGGGAGUAAUUCUCUAUGACUGACACACACAUGCACGCACGGUUUCAUGCCUCCAUAUUCACUCAAAGGAAAUUCUUUAUCUGUCCAUCAAUUCCCACCUUUCUAGUGUAGUUUCUUUAUGAUGAACGCUGGUAAUCUUUACUUCUCCUGCUUAAAGACUUGUGUUCAAGUCAAUGUG
This is a messenger RNA of Gasterosteus aculeatus aculeatus (three-spined stickleback), 4952 nucleotides long. RefSeq names its product regulator of G protein signaling 19 (gene rgs19). The record is from RefSeq and is a predicted model, not a curated record. Lineage: Eukaryota; Metazoa; Chordata; Actinopteri; Perciformes; Gasterosteidae.